This is a messenger RNA of Brassica napus (rape), 849 nucleotides long. Its product is annotated as late embryogenesis abundant protein. Lineage: Eukaryota; Viridiplantae; Streptophyta; Magnoliopsida; Brassicales; Brassicaceae. Gene Ontology annotation, biological process: response to water. The record is from RefSeq and is a predicted model, not a curated record. Bases 279 to 728 code for a protein of 149 amino acids. The transcript has 4 exons.
UUCCUCAUUGGCUUUUCUUUUUUUUUUAUUGGUAUUUGCUAAAUUUUCACACAUGUAAAGUCACAACUUUAGAAUACAAGGUUGGGGAUAAUCACAACAUUGGAUCCUUUCUAGUUUAUAAAUUAUUCUGGCUGUGCAUAGAUCAGAAUGGACUCAGGGCUCUGAAGACAACCGAUUGGCACGUGUCCCGACCACGCACAUGAGCGCUUCCUUCAAACACGCAUAUGUCUAUGCCGGCAACGUUUGACUGAGAGCUGAUAAGAAUCUUGUUAGUUAGAAUGGCGGAUAUAAGAGACGAAAGAGGAAACCCAAUCUACCUAACGGACGAACAAGGCAAGCCAGCUCAGCUCGUGGACGAGUUUGGAAACGCGAUGCAUCUGACAGGUGUUGCAACCACCAUCCCUCACCUGAAGGAGAGCAGCUACACUGGUCCACAUCCGAUCACCGCCCCGAUCACGACCACCGAUACUCCUCACCACGCACAACCUAUCUCCGUGUCUCACAACCCUCUUGAAAACAUGGGCAUUUCUUCCUCGAACUCGAUGGAUGAAUAUGGUCAAGGAUCACGACAAGGAGCUAAUGUAACGGAUGAAACUAAAUCAAAGGUAGAGGGGCACGAUCCAUCAACUGCAACAGUGAGCGGAUCAGGAUCAGAAGAAACUCACGAGAAGAAGGGGUUCCUUAAGAAGAUUAAGGAGAAAAUUUCCGGCAACCAUAACGAUCCGUAAAACUAUUAUCACUCUGUUUAUGAAACUAUAAAGUCACAAAUACAUUGUAUUGUUAGAACUUUUGGGUUGCUUCUCUUUAGCUUGUUUGCAAAUAAAGUAGGGGGUAAAAUAUAUGAUCAUA